AGUGCUACCAUGUGGCAAGAAGGCUAAGAAGGCUGAGAGCAGGCUUUAUUGUCAACUUGAACACAGAGGCACACAAAUCUUACUGGGAUAGAGGAAAGUGAUAUAAAGGAAUAUACAGAUAGAAACCAAUCAACCCAUGAAGAGUGAGCACUCUCAGCCACCUACAAAAUAUUGUGGAGAAAAUGUAUGCUAGUCGAGAGGAUAUUGGAUAUGAUUUUGGAGAUGACUCAAAAGUUGGAAGUAAGCCAAUUAAGCCCAAUCCAAACAUCGAUGGAGGAUGGGCUUGGAUGAUUGUACUUUCCUCUUUUCUUGUGCACAUACUUAUCAUGGGAUCCCAAAUGGCCCUUGGAAUACUCAACAUGGAAUGGCUUCAAGAGUUCAAUCAAAGUCGUGGCUUAACAGCAUGGGUUAGCUCCCUCAGCAUGGGCAUUACACUUAUUGUAGGUCCUUUCAUUGGUUUAUUCAUUAGCAUGUGUGGAUGCCGCAAGACAGCUUUAAUUGGAGGGAUACUGAAUGCCCUAGGUUGGAUACUGAGUGCCUAUGCCUCAAACGUGCACUACCUCUUCCUUACGUUUGGAGUGACAGCUGGGGUUGGGAGCGGCAUGGUUUAUCUGCCUGCAGUGGUCAUGGUAGGGCAGUAUUUUCAGAAGAGAAGAGCACUUGCACAAGGACUCAGUACCACAGGAACAGGCUUUGGAGCUUUCCUAAUGACUGCCUUACUGAAGUACCUCUGCACUGAAUUCGGGUGGAGGAAUGCCAUGUUCCUCCAGGGCGCCAUCUCCCUCAACCUUUGUGUCUGUGGGGCACUUAUGAGACCGCUCUCUCCCAAAGAUGUUGUUAAUGAAAAAUAUGUUGUGAGAAGUAAUAUUGACGAUAAUCAGGCAAAAGCUCUGUCCCAUUCUGCAGAGACUAUAAAAUCUAAUGGAGUCCUUAGUGAAGAAUCAGAAAAAAAAGAAGAGGCAGCAAAUGAAGAAGUACUUGACAAUGUCCAGCACAUCGAAAAUGGAAGUAACUCCAGAAGUGGAAGGAAUAUGUAUGGAUUGCGCAUUCUAAAGACAGUGAGCCAGCUGAUGGUUACAGUCAGGCAGGGCUUUGCAAUAUGGUACUCCAGCUACUUUGGAGCUGCAUCACUGUUUACCAAUAGAGUAUUUGUCGCCUUUGUAAUUUGGGCUUUGUUUGCCUAUAGCAGCUUUGUUAUUCCCUUUAUUCAUCUACCAGAAAUAGUCAAGCAGUACAACCUCUCUAGUCAGAACCAUAUAUUUCCUUUGACAUCCAUUAUAGCCAUUGUUCAUAUUUUUGGUAAGGUGAUCCUUGGCAUCAUCUCUGAUCUCCCAUGUAUCAGCACAUGGAAUGUCUUCCUCACAGCUAAUUUUUCCCUGGUCACUUGCAUUCUUAUGUUACCACUAAUGCAAACAUACAUUAGCCUGGCUGUGGUUUGUGCUCUAAUAGGAUUUUCUAGUGGCUACUUUUCUCUAAUGCCUGUUGUGACUGAAGAUUUAGUUGGAACUAAACACCUUGCAAAUGCUUAUGGCAUCAUCAUUUGUGCCAAUGGAAUAUCUGCAUUGUUUGGACCACCCUUUGCAGGUUGGAUUUAUGACAUCACACAAAAAUAUGACUUUUCUUUUUACAUAUCUGGCUUGCUAUACAUGGUGGGAAUAAUAUUUUUACUUAUACAACCUUGUAUUCAAAAGAAACAACCAAGAGAAAAAUCUACAGAAGAAGCACAAGUAUAG
Molecule: messenger RNA, 1733 nt
Organism: Colius striatus (speckled mousebird)
Lineage: Eukaryota; Metazoa; Chordata; Aves; Coliiformes; Coliidae
Gene: SLC16A14
Product: solute carrier family 16 member 14
Exons: 6
Coding region: 183-1733 (516 amino acids)
Biological process (GO): monocarboxylic acid transport; transmembrane transport
Molecular function (GO): monocarboxylic acid transmembrane transporter activity
Source: RefSeq, a predicted model, not a curated record